Molecule: messenger RNA, 729 nt
Organism: Alligator sinensis (Chinese alligator)
Lineage: Eukaryota; Metazoa; Chordata; Crocodylia; Alligatoridae
Product: signal peptide, CUB and EGF-like domain-containing protein 3
Exons: 5
Coding region: 154-729 (191 amino acids)
Source: RefSeq, a predicted model, not a curated record
CUCUGUCCUGCUGGACACUUUUGCAGCGGGUUUGGAAGACCUGCUCCAGAAGGACCGUGCUCUGCUGGUUUCUACUGCCCACCAGGCCAGACCUCAGCCAUUCCCGCAUCCUACCGCUGCCCCCAAGACUACUACUGCCCUGCAGGAUCUGCCAUGCCCGUGCCGUGUGAGAGGGGAACCUACCAGCCCCAGGAAGGGAAAGACUCGUGUGAUCUCUGCCCAGCAGGACUCUUCUGUGAACCAUCCAACAAAAGUUCGGGGGUGCAGCUGCCCAGGCCAUGCCCUGUGGGGUACUUCUGUCCACCGGGCACCAGCUUCAGUACAGAACACCCGUGUCCAAGGGGCACCUUUGGACCAAAGCCGGGUGCCGCUCAUGAAUCUGACUGUGAGCCCUGCCCCGCAGGCAUGUAUUGCUCAGCUCCAGGUUUGACCCAGCCAUCUGGGUUUUGCCAUUCGGGCUAUUAUUGCACCAAGGGAGCCAUCACCCCAGCCCCCAUCAGACACCGGGUUGAGUCUGCUGGCCUUUCUCCUCCUGGAAAUGACAUCUGCCCUCCUGGGCAUUUCUGUCCCAAUGGUACCAGCUAUCCCAUUCCCUGCCCUCCUGGAUCCUACUCCUCUUCGCUGGGCCUGGCGGCAGAGGAUCAGUGUCAGCUCUGUCCAGCGGGGCGGUACUGCAGUCGGGCAGGCCUGUCCGAUCUGUCCCAGGCAUCGCUGUGUAGUGCAGGGUAA